AUGCUCCCCUCAGACCUUCCGACACUCACGUUGGCCGUGCAACGGGCGAGGCUGGUAUCGUAUUUCAACGGCAAGUCUAUGAUCAACCUGAGGCACCCAUUUCUGUCUGUAUUUCUUAUCGGUCUCGUGUCAGUCGCCAGCCUUGUUAUCCUCAUCUACGAUUGGUUCUUCACCAUUCGCCUCGAGGUCGCCACAAUUUGGAAGUCUCAGUGGAGCGUAAUGAAAGUGCUCUACAUAACAACACGUUAUGUAGCAUAUCUACAAUUCGUGGACCUUGUCUACUAUAAUCCACGGCCGAACGGCGCAGAGCCACUCACGUCCGUACCAAAGGUCUGCCAGAUCGCCUACGAGAUUCAUGUGUGGUCACUAACAAUUGGUGUUGGGGCUGGCGAAGCUCUUCUUUCACUGCGGACGUGGGCUGUAUGGGGUGGAUCACGCAAAAUGGCACUGGGUCUCGGUAUUCUCUGGGCCAUUGCAUGGGGUACCGCCUUGGUUCUAGUCGUCACGAUAUUGAGAGCUGUGCAAUACGGCGUCACCCCGCAGGCGUCCAACGUUGUAUGUUACGCCAUUCCCAGCUCAUCCACCACGAUUCUAAUCUCGCCCUGGGUCAUAUAUUUGCUCUGGAACACAAUGAUGCUAGUUCUGAUGGCCAUACCAGCCUACAAGACUUUCCAGCUCAGUGGAAGCCACACAUUGUCGAAGGUGGUCUAUCAGGAUGGCCUCAUCUACUACUCUUACCUAUUUGUACUAUCUCUGGUCAAUAUCAUCGUGAUCAUGACGACCCAUGUAUGGGCCCUUAAUGCCGUCAACAGUCUCUUGACCUCUCAAUCUUGCGACGAGAACUAA
Messenger RNA from Cyclocybe aegerita, 846 nucleotides. NCBI's taxonomy places the organism in Eukaryota, Fungi, Basidiomycota, Agaricomycetes, Agaricales, Hemipholiotaceae. The record is from the annotation of a GenBank genome assembly.